AUAAACUUGCGUUUUAAACUAUGCAUCGGGUCUCAUUCCCAAAUACAUCUUCAAAAUAAGUAAAAAAAAAAAUCCUUCAUUUGCUUUAAGGUAAAUUCAUGUUUGUUUUCAUUUUGAUUCAGGUCACUGCAGUGCUGAUAAAACUAAGUUCACAGUACCGCCCUUAAGAACAGUUUUGUUCACUUGUUACAUUUUCAUUUUUAUUUUAUUUUAUAUACCUGUGAGAAGUGUUUGCCUCAGUUCUGAUUCUCAGUUAAUAAUUCCUUUAAGAAAACGGGAGAUUAAACAUGCUUAGCGACGUCACAAUUCAUUCCAACCUUCGGAAGAAUAAAGAAAACUUUCUUUACAGCUUCUCUGAGACAGCAAUAGUAGCCAAGGGGCGGAGCUUAGAGAAGGGUCAGUUUACAAACAGGUGUAUUAGAGCAGGGCUGGGACUAAACUCUGCAGGAGCUGGACUGAGCACCGCGGUUCUUGUGGAUGUCAGAAACUUGUUUGAGUAUAUGUUUGACUGACCAGCAGGGGGCGCACUGGACUGCCUCUCAUCACUGCAGCUGUAUAGGUCGGGUAUAAGAGGCAGCUGUGUGCAUCUGACCUCGCUUUCUUGCGAGUGUCUCUGAGGGAUCAGCGCGCGAACAUGCUGUGGAAACUGGUGGAAAAUGUCAAGUAUGAAGAUAUAUACGAGGACCGCCAUGAUGGGGUACCGAGCCACAGUUCCAGACUGUCCCAGCUGGGUUCGGUCUCACAGGGUCCGUAUUCCAGCGCUCCGCCGCUCUCUCACACACCUUCCUCGGACUUCCAACCGCCGUACUUUCCGCCGCCGUACCAGCCGCUGCCGUAUCACCAGAGUCAGGACCCGUACUCACACGUCAGUGACCCCUACUCUCUGAACGCUCUUCACCAGUCCCAGCAGCACCCGUGGGGCUCCCGGCAGCGGCAGGACGUGGGCACGGAGAGCGGAGCUUUACUGCCGCAGCCUCGAGCCUCUUUACCGCAGCUCUCGGGUCUGGACCCCCGGCGGGACUACUCCACCGUGCGCCGACCAGACGUGCUGCUCCACUCCACGCAUCACGGACUCGAGGCGGGGAUGGGAGAUGGUCUGUCCCUUCAUGGCCUGGCGCACGGCAUGGAGGAUGUACAGGCUAUGGAGGACGCUAACAACGGGAUGAGCAUCCUGGAUCAGUCAGUCAUUAAAAAAGUUCCAGUUCCACACAAGAGCGUCGCUUCUCUGAUGAUGAACAAAGACGGUCUAAUCGGCGGGAUCGCCGUGAACGUCAACGAGGUCUUCUGCUCGGUUCCCGGCCGCCUGUCGCUUCUUAGCUCCACAUCCAAAUAUAAAGUGACGGUUGGCGAGGUCCAGCGGCGCCUCUCUCCGCCAGAGUGCCUCAACGCCUCUCUGCUCGGCGGGGUUCUACGGAGAGCGAAGUCGAAAAAUGGCGGUAGAUCACUGAGGGAAAAGCUGGAGAAAAUCGGCUUGAAUUUGCCCGCGGGGAGACGCAAAGCAGCGAAUGUCACUUUACUGACGUCUCUAGUAGAAGGAGAAGCUGUGCAUUUGGCUCGGGACUUUGGCUACAUUUGUGAAACUGAAUUUCCCACAAAGGCCGUGUCUGAAUAUCUGAACAGACAGCACACAGAUCCAAACGAACUGCACUCGCGAAAGAACAUGCUGCUCGCCACAAAGCAAUUGUGUAAGGAGUUCACGGACCUGUUGGCUCAAGAUCGCACUCCAUUAGGAAACUCUCGGCCUACGCCCAUCUUGGAGCCAGGAAUCCAGAGCUGCCUGUCACACUUUAGCUUCAUCACACACGGUUUUGGUUCUCCAGCCAUCUGCGCUGCUCUCACGGCUUUGCAGAAUUACCUGACUGAAGCCCUUAAAGGCCUCGACAAGAUGUUCCUGAACAACCCCACCCCCAAUCGACACACACCUGCAGACGGCUCCAAAGGAGCUGGAGAGAAAGAGGAAAAACACAGGAAAUGAACUGUGGAAAUACGAUAUCAAGGAAGUCGAGUCAUUGGAGAUGUUCAGAGAUUCUAUAAACUCUAGUUUUAUGACAUUGCGUUUUACAUUCUGGGUCGAAGGUGGUGAGUGGACAACAGAUCACGGGAAAACAAAAGGAACGAUACGAUAAAAGAGACUGGAGGACACGGGUCUGCUGUGACACUUUCACCAUCUUCAUCUCAUUCGUGUGCGAGUGUGAAAAUAUUCGAGGAGUGUUUGUGAGUGUGUUUUUGUGUAUCAAAGUAUGAUAUUUUACAUGAUGUUAGAUGCAGGCUGUCCUUUAUACACAUGCUCAUGAAUCUGAUGCCUAAUAUUUGAGUGUUCAUCAGUGUAAUGGCCAGCACACAGGAGGACAGGUUUGCUUGGGAUACUGGUGGAGACAUUUUUAACUACUAUAUUUAAUAAUACUUAUUAUAAUAUAGGUGCACAAUUCUGCAAUGUUAAGUACAUUCCAUGUAAUUUUCACCAAAACUACACCUACAGUAAAACAAUCAUCUUCUGUCCAUAAAAGUGGUUGUCAAUAAGAAAUUGGCUCCAUAUAGAUUUGAAAGAGACAGAAUAUUCAAAUAUAAGACAUUUUAUUGCAUUAAGUAAUACAUGCGGUACAAUGAAAUUGAGUGUUUGCCAAAAAGAGGCUGUAAAUGUGCAACUAUUUGUGCUGCAACAAGCAUCAUGCUAUUUACAUUACAGUCCAUCACAGUUGUUACAUCCAGUAUGAUUUAUGACAAAGGUUCACCAUCUGACAGGCCGUAAAAUACACAUAUACUUUACAUAAAUACAGCAAUUCAUUAGAAGUUAAAUUCUCAGUCUGAUUAUUCAUAUAAAGAUUACAAGCCAAGAUUUAAAACACUGAGAUUUAACAUAUUCUUUAAAACACCUUUGGCAAUAUUCAGAAGAGCUUGUCUACUAAAUGAACAGGGGGAUUUUGUAUUUUUGGUUGUAUUUCUUUGUAUUUGAAACUGCUAUUGCUUGUGUUGUCUUGGCCAUUUGGUUGUGAAAAUGUGAGGACAUUUUCAGAUAAGUUACUUUUGACAUGGCAAUCAUCUUAGCUGACCAACUGAAUCAACUAUUUCACUGAUAAUUCAUCUGUUGUUUAUGUAUUUUUUUAAAUAUAUGCUAACAUUUACACAGAGCUAAAUCAACAAAGAAAACACAUUUUAUGGCCUAAAUAUUGUUUAUUGGUUUUACAACCCUACAUCAGCUGAAUGGAAGCUUGCUUUGACCGAAAAAAAAAUAGACAUAAAAAGGGUCCCAGAUUUGUGCGCUUUCUUAUAGGCUGCAUAGAACUGAGGUGACCGCGCGUGCUGGAACACGGCCACGCGCAGCCUUUGCGCGCUCGUGAGUGCGCACUUUCUCAGUUCCGCAAACUGGAUUAUAGCCUGUCUGUCAAAGUUAAUACUUGGUUAACUGUGUGAGGAAGGUUCUUUUAUUUAUGUUUGUAUAUAUUUAUUUAUGCUUAAUUUAAUGGGCGUUUGUACAUAGGAAUAGACUGGGUCGUCUAUCUGUGACUGUCUCUGUGCGUGGGUGAACGCUUGUUUUAGAUAGCAUCUUGUAUUUUUUGUUUCAUAGGUACGGUGUUAUGUGGUGAAGGCUAGAAGUUGGUUCUUGUCUGGUGAUUUUCAUUUACCUCGAAAUAAGAAUAAAUAGUGUGUUUUAUUGUA
Messenger RNA from Onychostoma macrolepis, 3657 nucleotides. It is a transcript of the gene tfap2b, whose product is annotated as transcription factor AP-2 beta. The record is from RefSeq and is a predicted model, not a curated record. Gene Ontology annotation, molecular function: RNA polymerase II transcription regulatory region sequence-specific DNA binding; DNA-binding transcription factor activity, RNA polymerase II-specific. The transcript has 9 exons. Gene Ontology annotation, cellular component: nucleus. Bases 635 to 1975 code for a protein of 446 amino acids. Gene Ontology annotation, biological process: regulation of transcription by RNA polymerase II; regulation of cell population proliferation; anatomical structure development. NCBI's taxonomy places the organism in Eukaryota, Metazoa, Chordata, Actinopteri, Cypriniformes, Cyprinidae.